Messenger RNA from Eleginops maclovinus (Patagonian blennie), 2678 nucleotides. RefSeq names its product nuclear autoantigen Sp-100-like. Bases 87 to 1445 code for a protein of 452 amino acids. Gene Ontology annotation, molecular function: DNA binding. The transcript has 12 exons. NCBI's taxonomy places the organism in Eukaryota, Metazoa, Chordata, Actinopteri, Perciformes, Eleginopidae. The record is from RefSeq and is a predicted model, not a curated record.
UUCCGCAGCAAAUAGUUGUUUUUGUCCAUUGUGGGACACCGUAGUUCCCCCGUUGUUUUGAGCGCGAACCGACGGUUUUGAUUCUAAUGUUUGCAUUCACUUCAAAAAGGAGAAUGGAGCAGAGAAGAGCUCGGUCUCGAACCGAUUCUGAGGAAGACGAAGAUAAAGAACAUUUGGAUACAAGAAGUAGCCUCAGGAAAAAAAAGAGGUUAAACUAUUAUAUAGACAAUGGAGAGGACAAGAGGGAGGAGGAACAUCCGGAAGACGAUGAGCAGCCAUGCACAUCCAAACACAACAAGAGAUCACAGCAAAAUGGAGUCUUGACUGUAUCCUGUGGAAACAAAAAGGGAACCCUCCACGUAGAAAAGCACAACAGCACCGAGGCGUGUAUCGAGAGUGAGGGCCGCUGGUUUUAUCCCCGUGAAUUCGAGAUCUUUGGGGGGAAGACCUCGAGUAAAAAAUGGAGACACAGUAUUCAACAUGAAAAUAAGCCUCUGCAGUGUUUGAUUGAUGAAGGUCACUUAAGCAACAAGUCAUUUAAAAGGAGAGCGAUGAGGGCAGUCACGCUAAAGAAAAUCGUGUCAUCCGAUUGCACAUCAGAGAGCUCGACUGAAGAAUCAGAAAUAGAGUCUGCAAUAGAAACAGAUGAAGACGACGACGAUGACUGGGGUCUUCUCUAUGCUAAAGAUUUGUCAAUGGUGGCAGAAGAGGGAGAAAGUAAUGAGGAAAAUGAAGAAGAGGUUGUGGACACGAGUAAAGAAGAGGAGGGUGAAAUUCAAGAAAGGGAACAAUUUAACAAUCGAACGCCGAUGGAAACUCCGUUGAAGGAAGUAAAAGUUGUCCUGAGAAGAUUUCCAGAGGUCACGACAGAUUGUCUGUCCAUCCGCUUACAUCGUCAGCGAGAAGACUUUUUUUAUGAGCCAUUGGAGGAGGAAACAAAUGGAGAAGAGAGAGCGCACGCCAUUGAUCCCUCACAGACCGCCAAAGAUGACGAGGAAGAGUUGAGAGAGCGGUUUACACAAAGUAAUGAAAGUAAACAAGAUGGACACAGAAAACUUCGAAGUGAAACCUCGGCAGCAAAAAUUAGACCUAAAAACCUGGAUGAAACUAUAGACACUGGAACCACCAGCGUUCAUACUGCCAUCUUCAGUACCCCCCUCUCAGGAGUCACACAAAGAACCGAGAACACCACAGCACACAUUCAGAAAGGUACCCAGAGGGAGCUGGAUGACAACAUCACACCAUCUGGUCAUGAUGCUGCACAAGUGAUGGAGAUAGAAGCAAGGGAUCCUCAAACCUCAAGCAGCACGUCAGUCUCCACUUCCUGGGAUCCGGAGACAACGGACCUUGAGCAGCUGAAGAGAGAGAAAAUCAAAAUGCAACUAAAGGUCUUGAAGUUGCAAGAAGAGUACUACACUCUGAAAAUAAGGGAACAUAAAAAGUGAAGUCGUUUUACUGAAUCUACAGGUUAUCAGUGACAGGGAGUGCCAAAGGACAAAGCAGUCACUCAAGGAUCGAAGCUUAAGCUGUUUGUAGAAUUUUUAAGGGAGUAACAUUUUUUUUAUCCUAUUAGAAACUGAUAGCCAAAGACAAUCUAAUGUUGUCCUAACCUUUCAAUAAAAUGUGUGUGAGGGGUCAUGGCUGCAUUUAAUGACAAAGGUCUUGUUUUAAUAUUUUCUUAAAGCGAAAGCAAAUAUUUCUUCUUCUCAAAACCAGACCUCAUUAUUUUUGGGUGAAUGAAAAUGAUUGUACUUUACCAGCCAUAGGCGUGAUCUGAAAUGUGCAUCAGAAGUUUAUGCAGUUUGAAUUGUGCCAAUACAAUACACAUUUUUUCCAAAAUAAGGUCCCAUGGUGGUAGACCGGAAAGGGAGGGACUUAGGCUCUCUACGGUGUCUAAUACGUUCCUUCAGGUUAUAUAAAGGUGCGUGCUUUUUUUUAAACCUCAAACCGUAACCUAGCUUUUAUUCUGUCUGCACUGUGCGGCUCCUUCAGUGACAGGAUACCACAGGUCCUUCCUUCCUGCAGUGGUCAGACUCAUGGCCCCUGUUAGACACAUGGAUUGGCCCCCACAGAGUCCAGACCCAAACCCGAUUGAGAACAUUUGGGAUGUGCUGGAGAAGACUUUGCGCAGUGGUCCGUAUCUCCCGUCAUCAAAACAAGAUCUUGGCGAAAAAUUAAUGCAAGACGGAAAUAAAUGUUGGGACGUUGCAGAAGCUUGUGGAAACGAUGCCACAGCGAAUGCUUGCCGUAAUCAAAGUUAAAGGCGGUCCAACGAAUAUUAGUGUGACCUUUUUUUGGCCAGGCAGUGUAUAGUGUGGGGCGGUGGUGGCAAAGUCCAUAGGGGCUUGGCCUGGGAACUGGAAGGUCACCAGUUCAAGUCCCCGAAAGACCAAGUGCCACCGUGGUGUCCCUGAGCAAGACACUGGUUACCUACACUGCUCCCCGGGCGCCGUACAUAAUGGCAGCCCACUGCUCCUAACACUAGGAUGGGUCAAAUGCAGCGACCGCAUUUCGUUUCCAUUCCUAGUACUUGUACUCUGUGCAAUGACAAUAAAGUUGAAUCUUCAUCUUCUUCAUAUGACUUAUUUGUAAAACUUGUUUUUUAGCUUUAGGAGAGGAAAUGUAUCUCACAUACUGACAUAAAACUGAAGAUGUGGAACUGAAUGUAUCUGAUCAAA